GUUUUUAAAGAUUUGAAUAUAUAUUUUUUUAGUUCGUUUCUUUGAAGUUUGACUUGAUUAUUUUGAGCCUCGUUUGCAACCAAUUUGCAACUGAAUCGCUGAAUGUUGAUUAUUAAUAAUAUUAUCUUGAUAUCGUGUUAUGGUGAUAUGAGUCAGAGAUAUUUUUGUAAUAUUUCUACAUACACCAGUUUGAUCUUGAAACAGUGGUUUUGAGUAGUUUUGACUAGAAAAUGAGACAGUUUAUGAUUUUGUUCUCAUUAGUUUAUAUCAUAGACUAUGCACAACCUCUUGAGAAGGAAUUAACAAUAUACAUUGAUCCUGGAACUGAGAGUUGUUUCUAUCAGAAUGCAAAGCAAGGAGAAUCAAUAGAUAUAGAGUAUCAAGUAAUAGAUGGUGGGCACGGAGAUUUGGACAUUACUUUUCGGCUAGUAGAUCCGAAUGGUAGGAUCCUACUAGUUGAUUUGAAGAAGUCUGAGAAUAGUCAUAGAUCUGAUGCAGAGAUACCUGGAGAUUAUAGAUUUUGCUUUGACAAUUCAUUCAGUUCCUAUAACACAAAAACAGUGUUCUUUGAGCUCAUUAUAGACAGUGAAGAUGGUGAUGGUUGGGGAUCUGAUGAAAAAUUUGAUUUCAAUGCUAUUGGUGACAAUGAAAAUUAUGAUAUAAGGAUUGAAGAUGUUCAACAAAUUAUAAACACUAUGAGAGACCAUUUAACAAAAGUACGGAACCUGCAAGAGUUGAUUAAAUCCAGUGAAGCAAGAGAUAGAAAUGUUGCUGAAGAGAACUAUUUCAAAGUGAAUACCUUUUCCAUGGCACAACUGGCUCUGAUGAUCAUAGUGGGUGUGAUCCAGGUUAUAAUGGUCAGAAGUUUGUUUGAUGAUAGAUCCAGGGUCCACAAGCUAUGGAAAAAUCUGAAUAAAGGUCUGCAGAAAUGAAUUAUUUUUUUAUUAUCAUACAGUGUGAACCAAAGAACCAAAGUGAAGGAACCUAAAAUGUCUUUCUUGCUUUUCAUCUCACAGAAAGCAAUAAAAUGUAUCAUUACCAUGAUAAUCUUGAUAAUUAUUAAUGAAUAGUAUGAGUUCUGGUCUAGUCUAUUUGUAUCAACUGUAAGAGAUAUAAGUACCAGGAGAAAGUAUUACCACAAGAAUUGUCCAUGAAAAAUAUGACUUAAGUAAAACUUCUGGUAGGAUAAAUCAGAGUUCCAAGAAAUUAGGAUUUUUUUGCAAAAAAUCGAAAUUGGUUAUUUGUUUUACUAGGCUAGCUUGGCUUGAACUAUCAGCUGCAGCAGUCAAUCAACAUUUGCUGCCAUGUAAAACAUUUAAUUUUUUCUAUUACUUGGAUUGGAAUGUUGAGUAGCAACAAACUUUUCCUGCUUGGGCAGAGAAAGUACACCUUUCCUGCCUGUUGAGUGUCAGAGAAAAGCCACGUUCUAUGCUGCUUGGAGAAAAUCCUGAUUUUUUAUGUAUACUAAUUUUUUUGGUUUUACUGAUUUUGUUCCCAAAUAUGAAAAAAAUGAACUUCAAAAUCAUUAUUUUUCUCUUUUCACCCAAAAAUAUUGGUUGUCUAGCAUCACAGUUGGAAAAGGAAAAAUUUUGGCAGCAUGCUGGGGCUUUCUUGUGUGAGAAAGAAAAUUCGUUUUUUCACUUACACAAUGUUUGUAAAUACUUAUUGUUUUAAAUAAGCUAUCUUUCUUUUGUUGAAUAUGAGAUUUGUUUCCUGGACUUGUUUUUACAGCAAUUAAUAAUUUGAUUUAAAUCAUGAUGAAAAUUGAAAAAAUCUGUUAAAUCAUGAUUUGAUUUAAAUUGUCACAAUCCUGGAAUAGGUAAUGUUGAAUGACUAGCAUUUGUUUAAGCAAAACUAAAUUUAAUUGAGAUUCUUUCUGGUAUCUGCUGUAAUUAAUCAGUUUCAUCAGAGAUAAAAAUCCGGUAGUUGAAACAAACCCCUAUAAUAAAUCCAGGUGAUUAAGUUUCAUUCUUUUAUUUUGUACAUGUACAAUUUCAAAAUUGUUAUCAAAACUAUAAAUUCUAUUCAAAUAUAAUUUGUUUUCUGUUUUAAAGAACUCAUUUCAUUUUGUGCUCUAAAAGAUGAAAAAAAAAAUUAUGUUCCUGAAUGCGGUAGUUGAACGUUCUACUGGUCUAACCAAUAUACAUAUACAGGGUGUCCCAAAAUUACUGGGACAC
Molecule: messenger RNA, 2177 nt
Organism: Phaedon cochleariae (mustard beetle)
Lineage: Eukaryota; Metazoa; Arthropoda; Insecta; Coleoptera; Chrysomelidae
Source: the annotation of a GenBank genome assembly